This is a messenger RNA of Nelumbo nucifera (sacred lotus), 1477 nucleotides long. The record is from RefSeq and is a predicted model, not a curated record. NCBI's taxonomy places the organism in Eukaryota, Viridiplantae, Streptophyta, Magnoliopsida, Proteales, Nelumbonaceae.
AUGCGCGUGUUCAAAUCAACACAAGUCAUUCGCUUUGAAUCAGAUGCUGUUGUUGAGGCUGUCGAAAAGAAAACAUCAUUUAAAGACUGCGAUAAGCGAGUUAUUAAACUUGAUAAAAGUUAUUUCUCUGUUUAUGACUCAGUAAAUGCUGAUGCUGUUCAUCAUUUCAAAUUCAAACCGCCAUUAAAGUUAAUUCUAGCCUUAUUAGUUAUUGGCUUUGUAUCUGCCUUUGUUUUUUACACUUACAACAAGUACAGCCAACAACAAACUAAUACACAACCUACAUCACCGAAAUUAAAUACCUCACCUAAUCCAGUUGAUAUUGCCAAGAGUCUUAUUUCAGGCACUAGCGCUCAAGUUCAACAGGACAAAAAAGCAUCUAUUGAAGACUUGCGCGAAUACAUUGAAGAUCGGACACCAAGAAUUAAGAAUGUUCCGUUUUCUGCUCCUGUCUACGAUGAGCUAACACAAGCAGUCGCUUAUCCUCGACUCGUUUGUUUAUCUUCUGAAGACCCUAAGUUAGUUAGCAAACGUCCGGCUAAAACUGUUAGCAACGGUGUUGCUUGUCAGUGCUAUACACAACAAGGCAGCAAAGUCACUGUUGAUGUCGACUUCUGUUUAAAAGUAGUUGCUGAUGGUUUCUUCGACCCUGCCCAGCCUGAUAGAACUUCCCGUGAUGGCAAUCAACAACAGCCUGUAACGGCGUCACAAGAGUUGCGUACCGAAGUUUAUGACAGUUAUGGAUCAGCUUGCUCUGCUUUUAUGCGUUAUAGCCCUUCUUCAUCUUGCCCAAGUUUUCCUAUUACUGUUCGAUCAGGUGGAAUUUAUAUAGAUAUAACUUAUGAAAACUCUUAUUCUGGCGCAGUCUCUAGAGGGUUGCCUUAUAAAAACUCCUUGGGUCAAUACACCUCUGAUAGUCCUUGUUCUCAAUCUCAAACUUAUAAUUUUGAUACGCAUUCAUGUGAUGGUAAUGAUCCACCUAUUCCUCCCGGUACUGACUGCUCAUCCAAAACUGGUCAAUCAGAAGAGCAAACUUGGACAUAUACCGGCCCUGAAGCUUUACCAUCGUCCGCAAAUAUUAAUGGUUGUUUAGUCACCGUUAAUGAUGGCGUUUGUUUACUUGGCACUUGUGCCGGAGUUGUUACUUAUACUGGCCAAGCAACACCUACUUCUAGCAAUAGUGAUGGUAGCGGUAGCUCAGGUAGUGGAAGUGGCUCAGGUUCAGGAGGUACUGGCUCAGGAGGUAUUGGCGUUGGUACUGGAACUGGUGAAGGUGAUGGUACUAAUACAGGUACUGAAACAGGCACAGGCACUUGUACGAGUACUGACACAACCACUUGUACAGGCACGGGCACUGGUACAGGCACUGGCACUGGCACUGGUACCGGCACGGGUACUGGUACUGGUACUGGUACUGGUACAGGCACUGGCACCGGCACUGGCACUGGCACCGGCACUGGCACUGGCACUGGCACUG